Exophiala xenobiotica is the source of this 1373-nucleotide messenger RNA. RefSeq lists its product as uncharacterized. The record is from RefSeq and is a predicted model, not a curated record. Gene Ontology annotation, molecular function: threonine-type endopeptidase activity. Gene Ontology annotation, cellular component: proteasome core complex. Lineage: Eukaryota; Fungi; Ascomycota; Eurotiomycetes; Chaetothyriales; Herpotrichiellaceae. The transcript has 3 exons. The coding region runs from base 163 to 1008 and encodes 281 amino acids.
CUAAGAUCUUGCAUCACGUCUACACCUCACCGAUUCCACCUCUUUCAAAGCUUCGCACAAUCCUUGAGUUUCAAUUCUUUGUCCCUUGCCUCCAGAUCUUCGCAUUUCUCUCCAGUCGCACAUCCCGUCAGCAGUCCACGGCUUCGUGCCUUUGCCGCAAUCAUGCCCGGCUUCGAUUUCAGCAACUACAACCGCAACGCAGCUUUACAUGCACGAGGAGUCCCUUUACCGAAAGCCACAAGUACCGGCACAACAAUCGUAGGAUGCAUAUAUGACAAUGGUGUCGUGAUUGCCGCAGAUACCAGAGCAACAAGCGGUCCCAUCGUCGCUGACAAGAACUGCGAAAAACUACACUACAUCUCGCCGAACAUCUGGUGUGCAGGUGCCGGUACUGCUGCAGACACAGAAUUCACCACCGCCCUUAUCUCCUCCAAUCUUGAGCUACAUUCUCUAUCGACAGGCCGGACACCGCGAGUCGUGACGGUGAUGACAUUGUUGAAGCAACACCUGUUCAGAUACCAAGGCCACAUCGGCGCAUACCUGGUCGUUGCAGGAGUCGACCCAACAGGUGUGGGACUAUUUACGGUGCACGCCCAUGGAUCAACAGAUAAGCUGCCGUACGUGACAAUGGGUUCAGGUUCAUUAGCUGCGAUGGCAGUAUUCGAAUCGACGUGGAAAAGAGACUGCACAAGAGACGAGGCUGUCAAGGUAUGCUCAGAAGCCAUCAUGGCUGGUAUUUUCAACGACUUGGGUUCAGGUAGCAAUGUCGACGUGUGCAUCAUUGAAAAGGACAAACCUACCCAACUCCUGAGAAACUACAUCAAGCCGAACGAGCGGGCCAAGAAGGAGCGAAACUACAAGUUUGCCAAGGGAACCACAGCUGUCUUGAAGGAGAAGGUGAUCACAAAGGAGGAGAUUGGCCGUUACGUGACGGUGCACGAGAUCGGCAAUGGAAGCGAUUCUGACAGCCUGGUGGUUGUGGAAAAGAUGGAUGUGGAUGAGGUAUAACCGUGAUGCGGGUUGGAUGGCUUGUAGAAGGCCCGGUUUCUCGACAUUGUAUUCGAACUGCGACGUCGUCUGGGAAAAGGGACAAUAUCGGCCCAAGACCGUGCUGGGGUUUGGGCGUUGCAGGCUGAGCAACUAUGCAUUGUGGACUGUGCCAUUAUCUGAGGAGUUCAGAGACCACUUGAAUAGCCCAUGACAGAGACUAUUCGAAGGCUCGAUUCCUGCCUUACUCUGUUUCCAUGUCUUGUACUCUCGCGGUUUGUUUGCAAGUACAGCGUGACUGGCCUUUGCCCGUCAUAUCGGUUAGGUCUCUUUUUGACUGGCAAUAGUAUUCUGAUGAUUGUCUCUGGGCAGAGGCGAGACGAACA